AGUGUUGUGUGGCGCAUGCACUACAGUAGAUUAUGCUGCGCGUCCAGCAGGCGGAGUGAUCUGCAGGCGUUAAAAAGUCCUGACAGCAGGAUUCGACAGCUAAACACUGUAAAUUUAGGACAGGUAGAUAGCGGACUUUUUCUCCCCUCUUUCUUCGCAGAAUCUCCAGCCAACACUGCGAUACAAAACGGGACCAUGGAGAGAAAAAGCCUACCCGUUAAGCGUAUUCUCAACAAGCCACAGAUUUUCCGCAGCGACCUUCGCACUGAUGUGAACGCCGGCCAGCUGCGGGCCGGACGAUCGCUGCAGACCAAAGUGCAGAGAAGCAGACACAAGAAUCUCUACGAUGUAAACCAUCAGCUCAAGGUCAAGCCUGAUUUAAACACAACACUCCCAGUUCGACAAACUGCUUCCAUCUUCAAACAGCCAGUGACAAAGAUAACUAAUCAUCCCAACAACAAGGUGAAAACAGACCCUCAGAAGGCAGUGGACCAACCAAAGCAACUCUUCUGGGAGCGGAAGCUGAGCGGGUUAAAUGCAUUCGACAUAGCAGAAGAGCUGGUGAAAACGAUGGACCUUCCCAAAGGCUUGCAGGGCGUCGGGCCGGUGUGUUCUGAUAAAACGCUCCUGUCUGCCAUCGCCAGUGCGCUGCACACCAGCCCAGCGCCCAUCACUGGCCAGCUCACAGCUGCGGUGGAGAAAAACCCGGGAGUCUGGCUGAACACGGCCCAGCCUCUCUGCAAGGCCUUUGUGGUGACUGAUGAUGACAUCAGGAGGCAGGAGGACCUGGUGCAGAAUGUGAGGAGACGACUUGAAGAGGCCCUGAUGGCCGACUCUCUUGCUCACAUAGAGGAUGUUGCUGCCAAAGCAGCAGACGACAAAGUGGAGAAGAAGACCGAGCCGCUGGAGAAUGAGGAGUUAUAGCCGAGGUUUGCUGAUAGACUCCAUAUACUAAAAAAAAAGACUCCAUUUUGUUUCGAAUGCAGAAGAAAA
Gambusia affinis (western mosquitofish) is the source of this 993-nucleotide messenger RNA. It is a transcript of the gene mbd3a, whose product is annotated as methyl-CpG binding domain protein 3a. NCBI's taxonomy places the organism in Eukaryota, Metazoa, Chordata, Actinopteri, Cyprinodontiformes, Poeciliidae. Bases 16 to 924 code for a protein of 302 amino acids. The record is from RefSeq and is a predicted model, not a curated record. The transcript has 7 exons.